AUGUCAUGGAGUGGAGACGGUUCUGCUUGGCAUUACUGGCGUGGCGCACCAACCGCGUGGACGCAAGCAGCAACAGGCGGAUUACAAUGCGGCUCCCUGGAGAUCUUCGGCAUCUCUCACGGGGCAAGGGAACAAGAGCAAGGACAAGACGGGGCUUUACCUGCGUUCGAUCAGACAAAGCCAGCGUCGGACCAGCGUGUAAUCAUGGAAAUGUCGAGCAGCAGUGCCAGCGGAGUAGAUCCACUGAUCUCGCAAUUACAGCGAGCAGUAAACAUGGAGAAGAAGGCCGAAAAGAGGGUCCAGGCCAUAGAGAAGGAGCAACUGGAGAAGAAGCAGCAGUGGUCUUCAUGGCAGGCGCAACUCAAACAGAGUUACGCCAAAGAAAAAACGCGGUUCCUUGCCUCGAUGGAAAGGCUGGCCAGGGACCUUUGCCGUGGCUACAGCGGAGCAGUCGCAAGCCAGGACUUGGAGUUCGCUGCGCUGAUUCACUCAGCGGAUCUCCAGAUGGAGGAGCGCGACGACAUGGAGGCGGUGAUUCAGCGAGCAAAGCAGGCUGCUUUGCAGGAGCAGCGUGGGACAAGGGAGGACUUUGUCUCGACGCCUUUGGAUUCAGCCAAGAAGGAAGAUCGAUGUGGGCAAGGCCUUGCGGCCCUUGGUCUUGGUCAGGAGGCCCAUACGGACGG
Symbiodinium pilosum is the source of this 683-nucleotide messenger RNA. The record is from the annotation of a GenBank genome assembly. NCBI's taxonomy places the organism in Eukaryota, Dinophyceae, Suessiales, Symbiodiniaceae.